Striga hermonthica is the source of this 2037-nucleotide messenger RNA. Lineage: Eukaryota; Viridiplantae; Streptophyta; Magnoliopsida; Lamiales; Orobanchaceae. The record is from the annotation of a GenBank genome assembly.
AUGGAGGUGGAAGAAUGUAUAUUGUCGGACCAGGUGCGUGCCAAUGGCCACACUACUACUGUGACUCUCUCUUCCGGUGGCCAAUUGCAAUGGGGCGAUCGGCGGCUGGACAUGGAGAAACAGGUGCUUGGUUUCUCUGUUGAGGGAUUGAAGAUCAAUAUCCGAUCUGCUGUGGAGGCUCCGGCCGGAAUCUGCUGCUGUAGUGGAAAAUCCAGCUUGACCAGAAAGACCUUCACCCUCGAGCUACUAUCGAAUGAUUCUGUUCGCAUAUGGAGUCAGAAAAUGCAGGAAUACCUAGAUUCUCUUGCUAGGCCAAAGAGGCUUUUCAUAUUUGUUAACCCUUUUGGAGGGAAGAAAUCAGCGUCGAAGAUUUUCGUGAAUGAUGUGAAGCCUUUACUCGAUGAUGCCAAUGUCGAGUACACUGUACAAGAAACUAAAUACCGACUUCACGCUAAGGAAGUUGUUCAAUCCCUGGAUUUUUCGAAGUAUGAUGGAAUUGUGUGCGUCAGUGGAGAUGGAAUUCUAGUUGAGGUGCUAAAUGGACUGCUCACCCGGGAGGAUUGGAGCAAUGCAAUACAAAUACCUCUUGGAGUAGUACCUGCAGGAACUGGAAAUGGAAUGGUGAAGUCACUUUUAGAUUCGUGUGGCGAGCCUUGUGCAGCUUCUAAUGCUACUGUUUCUAUUAUACGAGGGCAUAAGUGUGCAUUGGAUGUAGCUACUAUUUCGCAAGGGCCCACCAAAUUUUUCAGCCUGUUAAUGCUGGCAUGGGGCCUUGUGGCUGAUAUUGAUAUUGAGUCCGAGAAAUAUAGGUGGAUGGGAAGUGCUCGGUUAGAUUUCUAUGCCCUUCAGCGAAUAUUCGGGCUUCGAAAAUACAAUGGCAGUAUACUAUUCGUCCCAGCACCUGGAUUUGAAUCUUUUGGAGAACCUUUGGACUUAGAGAAGCAAAUAAUUGUUGACAGGGAAAGUGGCAUUAAAAUCGAUGAUGGGCCCGCUAAGCCUCAGGAAUGUGGUUAUCAGGGUCCCAAAUUCGAUAUAAAGAUGUUAAACUGGCGAAAGAUUGAUGGGCCUUUUGUUUCAAUAUGGCUUCAUAAUGUGCCUUGGGGUGGUGAAGAUACUAUGGCGGCACCCGAUGCUAAAUUUUCGGAUGGUUAUCUCGACUUGAUAAUGAUCAAGGAGUGUCCCAAGUUAUCCUUGCUUAAGAUGAUGACUGAGUUGAACAGUGGAGAACACGUCAAAUUCCCAUUUGUGUCUUACCUGAAGGUGAAGGCCUUUGUCUUGGAACCGGGCCCACGAAUAAUCGACACGGACAAGGAGGGAAUUAUAGAUGUCGAUGGUGAGGUUCUUGCCAGAGGAGUUGGGAUCCAAAAGAUCCGGUCAAAACCUGGUCGACCCGGGUCAUUGACAUGGUUUUAUCAAUGGAGGGUUGCGGGUGGUGGGCCGGGUUCGUCCGACGACAAUGCACGGGCCUCGAUGAUCUCGAAUCUUGGGCUGAGCAUCAAGCAGAUGAUGCGGAGGUUCCAAGGGCUCAGGGUGCAGAUGGAGACCGACCACAGGCAGAUGAUUGAGAGCAGGUAUUUUGCAAUCACACGAGAAAAGGCGACAGCAGAGGCCAUCGACAACCUGAUUGCGAACGAGGUACCAGAGAGCUCGAUCCACCACGCCAUGCAGGAUCAUGGCCGCGGACCGGUCUUGGAUGCCGUGGCCGAGAUCCAGGAGCGGCGCGGGGCCAUGAUGGAGGCUCGCCGCACCCUCAUGGCCCUCCACCAAAUCCUCCUCGGCAUAGCCACCCCGGUGGUGGCCGCCUCUGCCGAGGAGGGGCCCAGAGGGAUUGGGCCACCAAGCCCGGUCGAGCCCAUCCGCUCAUCGGGCUUGGGGCCCACGGAAGGCCCAUCUAAGGCGGGGCUGAACGACUACGAGAGGGAGACUCGAAAGCAGGCGUACAUAGCGAUAGUCGUGGCUGUCGUCAUUAUCAUCACCGUCAUCGUCUCGCUUCUCAAUGUCGAGAACCGGCUCGAAAACGGCGGGAGUAAUGGCUAA